This is a messenger RNA of Pocillopora meandrina, 3741 nucleotides long. The record is from the annotation of a GenBank genome assembly. Lineage: Eukaryota; Metazoa; Cnidaria; Anthozoa; Scleractinia; Pocilloporidae.
AUGGCGUACGGGCGAUAUCAACGUGUCGCGUUGACAUUUUUGCUUUGGGGGUUUUCGUUUGUCCAUUCAUCUUUGAUUGACUAUUCCUGCCAGAAUUGGGAAGGAUAUGGGAAAUUUUUGGAUGUAACGUUUGGUGAUCAACCUUCGCUGUCAAAAGCCAGUUGUGACCAGGAUGUGGAGUUAGAGACAUUCUCGGACUCCCCGCCACGAGUUCGCUACUCACAAGCGGUAAGGAUUUUAAUAAAACUUCAUGGAUGUUUGAAGCUUGUCGCUGAACUGGAGAGGGGUGGAACCUCUUCACUAAAUAGGAGUAACAUUGCUAAGUCUUACUGAAAUCAUAUGGCACAGCUGUACGUAUUGUACAAUUUGUAUCAGAAAAGCUCGACUUAAAAAAUUAUAAUUUGCAUUAUGCAUCUCACAAUGUUGAUAGAGAAGUCGUCAACUAGUCCGACACGAGGUGCCAUAGAGAGUGUCACUAAUAUUUGUAUGACAUUUUGGUGUCUACUGUAAUCUAUGACUUUACAGACCCAAGGAAACAAGUAAAUCUAUUUGUUUUAUAUGAUAACAAAGGAAUAUUUUAACCCUUUGACCCCCAAAGAGUGACCAGCAUCCAAUUUCUCCCAACGUCAUCACCAAACAUGAAUCAAACAUUUAGGUUACAAGAAUAGAGAAAAUGAUAAUCAACUUAAGGAGUUCUUGAUUGUUGAACAAAUUCUCCUCGUCAGCACUGAAGGCAAUGCAUAGAGAACAGUACAGAGAAUAUGCAUUCUUAUAUUAGGGUGUUAAAGGUUAAUGGUAAUGCCAUCUAUCCUCCAUUAUAUAAUAAGCUCAGUUAUUCACACAUUCUGAUUGGUUCUCACUUAUGAUCUAUUAGAGGACAGACAUCUAAAUGACAUCAUGUGUUUGUACAUCAUGUGUUUGUACAUCAAAGGUGGAUUCCCUAUUAAUAUUUUCCCUUUGCAUGCUUUUGUGCCAGAGAGUGUGAUUUUCUGACAUACAUGUAGAUAUGUCAGCCCUAAAUUUGUUCAUCUGUCCAUUGUUCAUUUGAUGGGUUCCUGAUGUGCUACUUGCAUGACUCAAUCUUUUAUCUUUCUACCUUUGUCUCUGUUUUCUUUUGCAAUUUUCACUGCUUCUUAUUUACUUGGGUUAUGUUUCACCCUUGUAGUUCAUUUCUGAAAAGGCUGAGAAUGCAAACUUAUAAGACUCAACUUCUUUAUUGCCUGCUUGUGCUCUCAAAUUUACAUGGAGCUUGUUGACCUUGUUUAGUUUAGAUUUCAAUUCCAUUGCUAAUUUGUUUACAUCACUAGCUUUUAAUGCAUCUGUAGUGAAAUUUCACUCAAGCUCCCACAAGAUCACGCUCUGCUUUCUUUUAAGCUUAGAUCUGAUUUAAAAUCUUCAUUGAUUACAAUGUUUGCCCUUACAUUGUAUCAUAGGCUUUUUGGGAUGUGCCUUCUCGAGAUGAGCUUGUAAGAGUCGAAGAGAUUUCUUUUCCAGUAGUGUCAGGGAUCUCUAGACUCCAUUUCAUUAGUGCUUCACUUUUGGUACACAGUCAAUUUCCUCCAUCUCCCCAUCAUAUUCUGAUUGAUUAGAAAGCGUCGAAUGCCUCGUAGUCAUAUAGUCACUAUCCAACUUUGAGUCUCAAGAUGAUAUGGCUUUCUUUAGGUGCUUUAUGGAAGGUCCUUGGCAUUUAAAGAAAGGAAAAUCCCCAAAAUCAUUUCCUGUCUUGACAAUGUGUCUUUAAGUUUUUCUUUGCAGCAGUGUAGCAUGGUUCCUGGGGUGACACAACAACAUUCCCCAAUCCAGGGCCGAAGAUGCACCUUCAUGGACAUGAAAAAUUUUAAGCUUUCACAGCUUGAAGAAUUGCAAGGUUUUAUGCAAUUGCAAUAAUUCUUUCACUGCGAUGAUCAGUAAACAAGGAAAUUUCUUUUAUUGUAAAAAAAAUUUGGGGGGUUAGUGGCACUUAAACAAGCUUAGAAUUGCUGAAUUUCUAAAUUUUAUGUGAGCUCUAGCUUUCAAAGUUUUAAACUACAAUAAGAAACUUGGGGCUUUCAACUAAGCCGAUGUGAACCCGAAGAUCAGCAAAAAGCAACAAUUUUUUUACAUUAACUGCAAUGGUUCAAAGCUUUCAGACAUUUCUACACUUUUUUUAAAAUUUAAAAUAUGCAUAGAAUUGUGCAGGGCCCCCUGAGAUAAAAAAUAACACACGUACACUUCAUGAUUGACUAUUCCUGUUGGGCUGAAACCAAAUGUACUUUUAGUGCAUGUAGGCAACAAGUAAAUAGUCUCCAAACUUACUGCAUUCUUGAGUCUGUGCAAGGCCAAGAAACCCUGGAAGUAAUAUAGUUUGUAUGUCAUGAACUACCUAUAUAUGAUGUGAUUGUACAUUAUUUCAAGGUGCUUAUCAAUAUUUUACUUGCAGAAUAUUUAAUCUCUAUGUAAAGUUCUGAUUUUAAUAAGUGAAGUUAGAAGUUAUCAUGCUUAAUUAUAUGUCAAAAAUUUAUUUUAGGUUUCUGUUAAGAAAUAUUUGAUAGCAAUGGUAGAUCCUGAUGCUCCCUCUAGAGAAAGCCAUAGUUGUAGAAGCUGGCUUCACUGGAUUGUUGGUAACAUUAAAGUGAGUAGAAUAUUACACUAAUCUGUUUUACAAAAAUUGUUUUUUAACCUCCUAGGUAGAGUUAUUACUAUCAUUAAAAUUGUGUGUUUGUUUUGUGUUACUUACUUGUUGAUUACUGUUGUCCUCUCCUAGGGAGAUGACUUAAAAAAAGGCAAUAUUAUAGGUGACACUUUCACAGGUAAACAUGAUUGUGUGCAUGGCCUGUGUUUAAACCAAAAUCAGUGUUAAAAGCACUUUGGACCUUGAGUCAAACUAUGUUCUAGAAUGAAGUCAUUUGAUUUUGAACCCACUUCAGUCCCCCCAAAAAAUAUACCAGUAUACCUCUUACUAAGUGAGUUUGUACCAUUCUGUAAGUUAUGGACCAAGUUGUUUCUGCUCUGAUUUAUAGCCUAAAUGUGAAACUAUCUGUCAUUAUACUUCUUUUGUAUCACCCUUUUACCAGUGUUACUACAUUUUUUUCUGCAUCCUGCUUGCUUUUGGUCUAUGAUCUCUUAUUACAGUCUAUCUUUCAAACAUUUUGCAGGUUACAACCCGCCUACUCCACCCUCAAGAUCUGGUCCACACAGAUACUACCUGUUUGCAUUUGAACAAAAGCAUUCCUUAGAUGACAGAGCAGAGGUUGGCAAACGUUGCCAGUUCUCUGUUGAUGAUUACAAAGAAAAAAAUGACUUGACUCCUGUGGCCAUGAACAUGUUCCAAACAGUUAAUAAUUCUUAAGUUUACUCUAUGGAAUUGUCAUACAUUUGAACUGAGAACAGAAGCCAAGUACUCAAUUCAUGGUUCUACAUUUGGUUUUUAUCAUUUUCCGAGGCACAGAGGGACAUGGUAUUUGGAAAUUUGAUUUCUGCCAAACAUGAAAAUCAAAGUUGUAAAUAUAACAGCUCAUUUACAUCAGGAAGUGUUGUGCUUUAAAAUAUUACAAAAUAUUCUAUAGGAGAAACCAAGAUAAAUCUUAAAUGCAGGAACUCAUAAGAUGAGACUUACUAAUGGUAAAAUUAUUUAUUAUUUACAAUAUUAUUUGUAAAGAAAGUGAUACAGUAUCUAGAACCCUGCUAACUCAAACAAAAAAUGGUUCAUGUUAGCUGAGUAAAUGACUGAAAAAAGGGGUCAAGGAAAAUCAGAUCUUUUUU